Messenger RNA from Porites evermanni, 8963 nucleotides. The record is from the annotation of a GenBank genome assembly. Lineage: Eukaryota; Metazoa; Cnidaria; Anthozoa; Scleractinia; Poritidae.
GAUCCUGCAGAACAACCAGAAGCAACGCUUUACGGAUCAUCAUCUCAAAGCCAACGCAGAGGAGAAGGAGCUGGUAAUAAACCAGUCACAAAACAAGCAAAAGGUUAGAAAGAAUUAACAUAAUAUCACUUUGUGAACAAAAGAGCAGAGAAAAUUCCCACUUUAGACACCUAAAGGAUCCAUAACCUGUAAACUAAAAACAGAUAUAAGCAAUUAAAAAGAUAAUCGACAUCCUUCUAGCUUUUGUUCUGUUGCGAUAUUAGUUUUUUUUUUCCUUGAGGCAUUGAUUACGUCGAAGGUCUUGAUCUAAUCGUGAUACAAUUGAAUGUUAUUCGCCCCUUUAUUUAGAUGACCACUUCAACAAACAGGAUAAGCAAGGCAUCCGCGGACGUGGACGUGGACGUGGAGCAUCACUGGAGCGCGGGAAAGAUGAAGCAGCGCCAUCGAGAGGCAGGGGAAAGCCCCCCGGUAAGUUUAAACGAUACACUGUCCUAGUUCUGUUUACAUCGCCAAAUGUCUUCUAGGAACUUGGCUUCUAUGAUUGUAUAACUUUUCUUCUUUAUUACGUCAUAAUAAGAGAUCAUUAAUGGAUUAAUGAACCCAAUGUGAAGACCCCUGAUAAAGGUAGAAGCCGAAACGCGUUGGGUCUGAAUAAAGUUUUUAUUUGUUGGAAGACGAUUCUCUUUUGUGCAAAUUAUAUAUAUAUACAUAUAUAUAGGGUUCUCACGAGGAGAAAAUAAUAGUGAGCCAGGACAGUGAUGCUAAAAACUAUAACGAAAGCUUUGUCAGUAGCUUUAUCCGUGAGAACUGAAAUUGUCUCACGUAAGUGACUCAUUCCACUGAUGCGUUUGUUGUUUUCGUGUACGCUGUAAAUCUACAAAAAGAAUGGAGACGAGUAAAAGUGGGAUCCCCUGCCAGCUUCUCCGCUUGCUGCGCGAGGCGGCUCCUUCGCCAACAAGCACUCAUGUACUCUGACCUCGCUCGCUCGCUACGCAGGCUAUAUUAAAUAAUGCCGCCACACAGCCGGAUUCGUGUUCGCUUUCACGUACCUUUCAAUUAGUAAGAUUAUUCUGGUUGUGCCUCUUUCCUGACUUUUCACAUUUUCAAUUAUUAUAACUAUGGUCACCCAACUAGUUUAGCAUUUUAGUUAUUUUGGGUCUCCCACUUAUGUAUUUAUUGUUUAUUUAUAAUUCUUUUGUCUGUCUACAGUAUUAGAAAUAAACCAUUGUUGUUGUUGAUGAAGAAAACUCUAAUAAUAUGAAAGGCUACCACUUUUAGAGCAAUAAACUAAAAAAACAAAAACACGUGUAGGCAUAGGACGGAGUAGAUUUCUGCAGAAGGAAGAUUUUGUGCAUUGAUACUCUUCUCCUAAUUCAGAUAAAACAAACCAAGAUCAACGACCCGGAAAGCUCGGACCAGUGAAUAAGAACUCUGGUUUUUCAAUGCGGCCCCCUGCUCGAGGAGUGCUACCAGUAAAAAUGACCCCAUUGGACCUUAAGGCUUUGAAAGAGAAGGAUAGCAGAGAGGUCCUGAACACUCUGAACGAAAGAAUAGACCGGCUGAAGUACCUCCUACAAUCGGCCGAAAAGGAGCACAACAGCGAUGAAUUUAUCUAUGAUUUGACUUGUGCUUUAGCGAGGGCCUGCGAAGCGCCAUCAGGGGAGAACACAAACAAGAUUCUAGUUGCAGUUAAAGGCUCCGACUUCUUAACUUUAAAGAUUCCUAGUUUUCUUGAUCGUGUCGACGCAUCAGAGAUCUGGGAUGACCACGUUUCUCUGCGAAGACUCAUCGAAUGUCUUAUUGUUAUUUUCGUGAAGUACCUGACAAUCUUGUCUCGUUCAUAUGCUGACCCCCCCUAUGAUAAGCUGAAAUUAGCCUUAGGCAAGUCAAGCAUUGAGACAAAGAAGGAUUUAGAGAAAAAGUUAGAAGCAUUUAAGGAAUCCAGAGAUGACAUCAUCAAGAGUGAAAGAGAAAAGCAAGGAAAACGUUACAGGGUUGGAGAUAAACCACCAAACGAUUUCAGAGAUAUGCCAAUAUAUCCCAUGAGUGAGGAAAUCACGACUCAAGAACGACCUUUCUUACGUAUGAAUAUUUCAAAGGGAAGGUACGACAAUGUUGAACACUAUCUUGAUGUUCAGUUUCGGCUUCUGCGAGAAGACUUUCUUGAGCCACUGAGGGAAGGUAUUGGUGAAGUCAUUCUAAAUGUGCCACGACAACAGCGCAAGCAAUUAUUGAAAAACUACCGCAGUGUACGAAUCAUCGGCAAGGAACUCGCGGCGGACAGUGGUAUCACUUAUCAAGUGGAAAUCGAUGUUUCCGGAUUGAAAACGAGCAGGUGGCCAGAUUCUAAACGACUGAUGUAUGGUUCCUUUUUGUGCAUUUCACAUGACAACUUUCAAACGAUGCUUUUCGCCACUGUUUCCAAACGAGAACCAGAGGAACUGAAAAACGGGCGUAUCGACAUCCAGUUUAUCGAAGAGCAAGAUGUUUUUGGAAUCGAAAGUCGCAAUUACGUUUACCAGAUGGUUGAGUCGCCAGCCUAUUUUGAAGCUUAUCGUUACGUUCUUAAAGGAUUAAAGCAGUUAAAUGAAACAACUAUGCCAUUUAAAAAGUAUUUGGUUGAAUGCAGUGCAGAAGUUGAUCCACCGGAAUAUCUAAGACGGAGUGAGAAAGACGCGCCAGUAUGUUUUGACCUAAGGGACGCCCUUGACGUUCCAGGUGACAAAAAUGCCAAAGCGGUACCUGUUCUUACGCCUGGAGCUUGGCCCUCAGUUGCAACACUUCCACUCAACCGCUCCCAACUAGAAGCGUUGAGGACAGCAAUUACAACUGAGUUUUCUGUUAUCCAGGGCCCACCAGGAACAGGGAAGACUUACGUUGGAGCCAAAAUUGUAAGAUGCUUACUAGAGAAUCGAUGUACGUGGGAUCCUCAACGCUUAUCACCGAUGUUGAUGGUUUGUUAUACGAACCAUGCGCUGGAUCAAUUCCUUGAAAAGGUGCUAGAGUUUCUUCCAAAAAAAGAAAUAAUUCGGGUUGGACAAAGAAGCAAGAGCCCAAUGCUAGAAGCUUGCAAUCUGAAACAUUUUACCCAUGAACAGUGCAGGGGCAGGGUUGAUUUGAGAGAGGUCAUAAAGAUGAUACGGCAAAAGGAGAGAGAGCAAAAAGACUGGGAGGAUCAUCUUGAAAAAGCAGGCAAUGAACUGCUAGAAUUAGAUGAACUGGAGGAUGUGUUAAAUCCAGAUCACUUAGACCAACUAUACAAUGCCAUUUUCCCUUCCAAUGCAAAAUACAAGUACCGAUCAGCAGGCGAUACGUUCAUAUUAUGGCUUUGCGACGACGAGCCGCUGCGGUCAUGCAACCAAAACACAACAGAGGAAUCGCCUGCGGCAGUUUCAGAUGUAUCUUCCUUUCACGACAUAGGUGCAAGUGACGAAGUCGUUAAACCGCCGUUUUUCUUUGCCUCGCAAGAUGAUGAAAGCGAAAGUCGAGGCGCAAAAGCCUUUGUAAAACGUGUCCCUUCGUUUGCUGAUGAUCCCCUUGUUGCAACUGAUCCUUGGGCACUAAUAAAUUCAGAUGAGCUUUCUUCAGAUGCUACAGAAUUUACAAAUAAUGACUGUGCCUCAAAAAAGGAAAACUGCGUUGACAGAGCUGAUGAAGUAAACGGAGCUGGAGAGGAGACUAUAGCAAUAGGGAAAGACGCUGAUUUCAUGCAAUGUCAAAGACGCUUACCAGUCGAAGAAAAUCUCUCCAACGUUGCGAGUGGAGACUCGUAUGACCUGGGCGCCCAUGACGAAGAUAAUGAUGGCUGGACCACUGUUACAUACAAAAGAAAACAAAAUAAAAAAUUUGCAUGGUUACAAACAGAAGACGAAGGUUCCAAAGAGAGGUCGUCAAACAUGGGAGAUACUAAGAAGAAGAAACAACACGCCAACAAAAUCCUCAGCAAAGAAAAUAUUUCCAAACUAAAAGAUCGGCUCAAAAAGGAAACAAUGAUGUCUCCUGAGGAAGCGAUGGAUGUUGGAAACAUCUGGAACUUGUCAAGAUCGCAACGACUUCAACUCUACCACUUUUGGAUCGAGAGCUACCGUGAUCGCUACAGAGUAGAGAUUCAAAGAAGUGAACAGGAUUAUCGAACACUUUGUGAGGAACUAAAGGAGGUCAAAUUUAGAGCAAAAGAAGAGGUGUUACGCCGGGCCACUGUUAUUGGAAUGACUACCACUGGAGCAGCUAAAUACCACUCAGCCCUACAAAGGAUAGCACCAAGAAUUGUGGUUAUUGAAGAAGCUGCUGAGGUAAUGGAAUCGCACAUUAUUACCUCUCUUUCGCACAACACAAAGCACACAAUUCUCAUCGGAGACCACAAACAGCUCCGCCCUAAGGCAACUGUGUAUGAGUUAGCCCGUAAGUACAACCUGGAAGUCUCACUGUUUGAGAGGAUGGUGAUGAAUAAUGUGGAUUGUAAGUGCUUAUCGACACAACAUCGAAUGCGCCCUGAGAUCGCCGCUCUGACUAAAAGAAUCUACGAUCACGAAAUCAUAGAUCACAGUUCAGUAUGUCAGUUUGAGGACAUAUCUGGCGUUUGUGGUAAUCUCUUUUUUAUCAAUCAUGGUGAACAUGAAAAACAUGAACCUGGCCUGCAAAGCUACUCUAACUUUCACGAAGCUUCAUUCUUGGUAGCCCUUUGUAGGCACCUUCUACUUCAAGGAUACAACAGAAGCCAGAUCACAAUUUUAACUAUGUAUAUUGGUCAGUUACUACUCAUCAAAGAGAUGAUGUCAAGACAAGAGUUUAGUGUCAGGAUUUGCGUAGUUGACAAUUUUCAAGGAGAAGAAAACGACAUCAUUCUUCUUUCGUUGGUACGAAGCAAUUCCCAACGUUCCAUUGGAUUUCUGGGUGAGCCCAACAGGAUCUGCGUCGCCCUUUCAAGAGCCCGCAAAGGUCUCUAUUGUAUUGGAAACUUUGGUCUUCUGAAAAGUAAGUGCGAGCUUUGGAAAGAAAUAUGUGAUGAUUUAGAAACCAAAGGAGCCAUUGGUCAUAGUCUACAACUGAUUUGCAAGAGGCACAACAACGUAACAAGUGUACAAAAUGCAGGUCAGUUUAACUCCUCUGGAGGAUGCAAUAUGCCUUGUGGAGAUCGUCUGGAUUGUGGUCAUGCUUGUACCAUUCCUUGCCAUACAAGAAUACAUCCAAAAAAUUGUCCCAGUAGGUGCGUCAAUAUAUGCUCUAAUGAGCAUCAGUGUAAAGAGAGGUGUCACUAUCCAGGCAAAUGCCCACCGUGCUAUCAGCAAAUGCCAAAGACAGUCCCUAAAUGUGAUCAUGAACAGCUUGUGCCAUGUUGUAUUGAUCCUGAAAAGUUUUCUUGUCGGGCGAAAUGUGAGAAGGAGCUACCAUGUGGACACCCCUGUCAGAAACCAUGUGGACAGUUAUGCACAACACAGUGUCGAGUAACAUGUGAAAAAUCAUUACCAUGUGGACACGAAAAAAGCAUGCUCUGUUACCAGGAUCCAGUCUUUUAUAACAAGUGCACGAAAAGCUGCAACAAACUUCUGGCAUGCGGUCAUCCUUGUUCAAGGAAGUGUACACAAUCAUGCCAAUGUAAUACUACGAUUGAAGUCCAGAUGUCGUGCAAACACUGGACACGUGUCUUGUGCCGCGAGAAAGACUCCCCAAGUGAGUGCCACGAAAAGUGCGAACGAGUACUAAACUGUGGCCACGACUGUCCUGGAGUCUGUCACGAAGACUGUAGAACAAAGCGAUGUAAAAUAAUUGUGGUAAAGGAUCUUCCCUGUGACCACCAGCAGGCUGUUCCUUGCUUUCAAGACCCCAAAGAAGCAGUUUGUUUCGCGCCCUGUCUACGGCAACUUGAUUGCGGCCACAAUUGCUCUUCUUCAUGUGGCCUUCCAUGUCAUGAAGUUCGAUGCAAAGAGCUUUGUAAAAAGCCAUGCGCGAGAGGUCACCCCUGCCAAGACCGCUGCCAUUCCGGUUCACCUUGUAGUCACUGCACGGUGGAAGUAUAUAUUACUCUUUCUAAGUGUGGCCACAACGUCAACAGUCCAUGCUACGUCGAUCCAUCUUCACUAAUGUGCGUUCAACCAUGCAAGAGAGUAAGAAAAGACUGCGGCCAUCCUUGCAAAGAAACCUGUAAUAAGAACUGUGAAGCUAGACCAUGCAAGGAACCUGUAGCCAGAAUACUAUCAUGUAACCACGCCGUCAACUUGCCCUGUCACAAGAAUCCCGAAAAAAUUGUUUGCAAGGAAAAAGUGAAGGUGCAUCUUGCAUGUGGACAUAAAGCAUUCGCUGAGUGCCAUGUCAAAAAGACUGGAAUAGAACGUGUCUUGUGUAAAGAAAGAAUUGAGAAGAGGUUGCGCUGUGGCCAUACGAUCAGUCUUCCGUGCUUCAAAAAGCCUGAGGAUUGCAUUUGCCGAAGGAAAGUCGAACUGGAACUACCAUGUGGACAUAAGAAGUCUGCCCGAUGUUCCACUAUAUCCGGAGGCUUACCAAAUGACGUUUGCACAGUUAAAGUUUCAAGAACAUUAGCAUGUGGACAUGAGACAGUCCUUCCGUGCCAUAUAAACCCACUGGAGCACAAAUGUCAGGAAGAGAUCGAAAUAUUACUUGAUUGUGGCCACCACAAACGUAUAAUUUGCUGUAGCGUCCAGGGUGAGAUGAAAAGUGAAAUGUGUACCGCCAACGUGUGGAAAAAAUUACCCUGUGGCCAUGACAAGCUUUUGAAAUGUUCAAGUAAGACAGAAGAGGUUUUUUGUGAUGCCCCUUGUGAACGCCUUCUUUCAUGUCGUCACCAAUGCUCUCAUAAAUGUGGAGAACAGUGCGAUAGCUUUAACUGCGUUGUUAAAGUCGAAAAAGCUUUGAGUUGUGGGUACCACAGCAUCUCUUACUUUUGCUCUAAAGAUGUCUCUCAGCUUAUUUGCUCAAAUCCAUGCAAACGAAAUUUGAAAUGCGGUCACCCGUGUCCAGGAAAAUGCUUCGAAGAAUGUAGUCAGCACCAGUGCUCAAUAAAGGUGGUGAAGAGACUUAGUUGCACAGGAAAGCACUCUCUGAAGAUGUACUGCAAAGAGGACCCCAAGAAUGUAGCAUGCAAAGAGGACUGUACACAGUUGCUAGCCUGUGGUCACCCGUGCCCGGGUGUUUGCAGCCAGCCAUGUGAACGUUACAGAUGCGAGCGUCGAGUAGACAAAACAUUUGAUUGUGGUCACGAAGUUCAAUCAAUUCCAUGUUUUCAAUUAAAGACUGCUACUUGCAGUGCACCUUGUCCACGUCGAAAGAAAUGCAAACAUCGCUGCAAGGGUGUCUGUGGGGAACCCUGUGAAAAAUACCCAUGCCAAGUAGAAGUGCCUAAGGCCCUAAAGUGCGGGCACAACGUAAUCAUGCGUUGUAGCGAUUCUAUUGAUAAAGUGCGAUGCUCAAGUGACUGUAUACAAAAGCUACCGUGCGGUCACCAGUGUUCUGGUACAUGUGCCAAAUGCAGCCAAAGGGGUUCACACGAAAUAUGCCAAAACCCUUGUGGCCGACUUCUCGUUUGCUGCCAUCGCUGUCAAGCGAAAUGCAGCGAGCCUUGCCCGCCCUGUAACAAAAAAUGCAGUCGACGUUGCCCUCAUAAAAAAUGUACCCAAUCUUGCGCGCAGUCGUGUACACCUUGCAAAAAACCCUGCAAAUGGAGUUGUCCUCAUUAUACAUGCAAUAAUCUUUGUGGCGAGGAAUGUGAUCGCCCUCGAUGUAAUGCUCCAUGCCCUAAGAGGCUUCCUUGUCGCCACCCGUGUAUUGGUUUGUGUGGGGAAAACUGUCCCACUGUGUGCGCCAUUUGUCAUGCCAAAAAGCUUCCUCCAAAGGCUCCUAAAACAGCUGAAACCACUAGGUAUCUACAACUUUUUGACUGUAACCAUAUCGUGGAGGUUGAUGUGAUGGACCGUUGGAUGCUACGGGACCUUGGAAGUGACGUUCGACUAAUUCAGUGCCCCAGGUGCUCUGUCGCGAUUACAUUCAGUUAUCGUUAUGGAAAUCAAAUUAAAGAGACACUGAAAAACAUUGACAAUGGAAAAUCUCACAUUUAUAAGCUAUCACAAGAAGCUUCCGAAUUUUGUAAAGGCAACAAAGACAGUCUGAAAAAAUUUCGGCAAAAACUUCAGAUGAUGGAGCAGUCAAGAAAAGUCUCUUUAAUCUUCACACUUAGAAAUCACCUUCUCAUCAUAGACGAGGUUAAAAAAGCGCAAUCCUGUUUAAGAGACAUGAAAAGUCAUCAAGCAAAUUCGAAAGAGCAGCUGGCGAUCAAGGAUUUCUUGGAAAAGAUGACAGCGUACCUCGAGAAACCCCAGUUUGACUUAAGUAUUUUAAACACAGUUUACGAACACGCAAGAAAGUUCUUCCUUUAUGCAUCCAUUUUGGAGGCUCAAAGUGAAGCCAUCAAUUUCCAAAGGUCGUUCUCCGACAUUGCAGUAUCGCGUUUGAAGCUGGCUCAGCAAAAGUUUCAUUUAUUUAUCCAAGGUACUGACGACGCUCUGGAAGUUGACUGGCUUGGGAGAAUAGUAGCAUCUGUGAGAAAGGAAGUAGGACUUCUACCCCCAGCCACCGAGGAACCCAAAGAAUUUGAGAACGUCCCAGGCUUCAAUAUAGGAGCAUGGAAAUUAUGUGAACACCGUGAAGUUUAUGUCACCAGGUCACUUAUGCGCAAUGGAGAUCUUGUUACUAAGAUAGGCACCGGAUGCAGACGCUGUGUUCCCAUGGAGAGAAGAGACACAGACGAAGAAGACGAAGAACAAGAGGAGGAGGAGGAGGAAGAAGAAGACGAGACAGAAGAAGAAAGAGAAGAAGAACAAGAAGAAGACGCAGGCGAGAUGGGCUGGACAGACGUCAUUAGGUGUUUGCAUAGAGGAAGAAGAAGAAAACAACCCUUAAGCGCAAUAGGCUGGGCAGCCAGACGGUUUUUGCGUGAAAAGGAGAUGGACUAA